CUGCGUCCCGGCACCGCCCUGUCCCAGGCUCCUUUGCGGGUAAACAGACAUGGCCGACGAGGGAGAUCACCGGGACGCUGCGCACAACAUGGGCAACCACCUGCCGCUGCUGCCUGCAGAGAGUGAAGAUGAGGAAGAUGAAAUUGAAAUGGAAGUAGAAGACCAGGAUAGUAAAGAAGCCAGGAAACCAAACAUCAUCAACUUUGACACCAGUCUGCCAACGUCGCAUACAUACCUAGGAGCUGAUAUGGAAGAGUUUCAUGGUAGGACUUUGCAUGAUGAUGACAGCUGUCAAGUAAUUCCAGUCCUUCCCCAAGUGAUGAUGAUCCUAAUUCCUGGGCAGACAUUACCACUGCAGCUUUCUCACCCGCAAGAAGUCAGCAUGGUGCGGAAUUUAAUUCAGAAAGAUAGAACCUUUGCGGUCCUCGCAUACAGUAAUAUGCAGGAAAGGGAAGCCCAGUUCGGAACAACAGCAGAGAUCUAUGCUUACCGAGAAGAGCAGGAGUUUGGAAUUGAAGUAGUGAAAGUGAAAGCUAUUGGACGGCAGAGGUUCAAGGUCCUUGAACUUCGAACACAGUCAGAUGGAAUCCAACAAGCUAAAGUGCAAAUUUUGCCAGAGUGUGUGUUGCCGUCAACCAUGUCUGCAGUUCAGUUAGAAUCACUCAAUAAGUGCCAGAUAUUUCCUUCAAAACCUGUCUCUUGGGAAGACCAGUAUUCAUGUAAAUGGUGGCAGAAAUACCAGAAGAGAAAGUUUCACUGUGCAAAUCUGACUUCCUGGCCUCGCUGGCUGUAUUCAUUAUAUGAUGCUGAAACAUUAAUGGAUAGAAUUAAGAAACAGCUACGUGAAUGGGAUGAAAAUCUCAAAGAUGAUUCUCUUCCUGCGAAUCCAAUAGACUUUUCUUACAGAGUAGCUGCUUGUCUUCCUAUUGAUGAUGUGUUGAGAAUUCAGCUCCUUAAAAUUGGUAGUGCUAUUCAACGACUUCGCUGUGAAUUAGAUAUCAUGAAUAAAUGUACUUCCCUUUGCUGUAAACAAUGUCAAGAAACAGAAAUAACAACUAAGAAUGAAAUAUUUAGUUUAUCCUUAUGUGGUCCAAUGGCAGCAUAUGUGAAUCCUCAUGGAUAUGUACAUGAGACAUUGACUGUGUAUAAAGCUUCCAACCUGAAUCUGAUAGGUCGACCUUCUACAGUACACAGCUGGUUUCCUGGGUAUGCAUGGACCAUUGCCCAGUGUAAGAUUUGUGCAAGCCAUAUUGGAUGGAAGUUUACAGCCACCAAAAAAGAUAUGUCACCUCAAAAAUUUUGGGGCUUAACUCGUUCUGCUCUGUUACCCACAAUUCCAGAAACUGAAGAUGAAAUAAGUCCAGACAAAGUAAUCCUUUGUUUGUAAGUGCAUUGUAAGGAUAACUCCCUAACAAGUUGUUUUCUCCAGUCAGAUCUGCCCCAGACAUCACUGCCUCUGAUGUGUGUAUAGUGGUUACAGCAUUGACUACCAAGUCCAAGAGCACACUUGCUCGGAGGAUGAGAAAGCAGUGUAAAACACAAGGCUGGAUUCAGAAGUACCUGCUUCAGUAGCUUGGUGCCAUUAAUUAUCGUGUUGAAUAUGUGGCAUUGACAGGAUAAGAAAACACAUUUGCCAUGAUGAGAAAGGCUAGGGAACAGGAUAGGGCACCACUGCUCUACAUGAUGAAUGUUCCAGGAGCUAGGUUGGCAAGCACAAGACAGAGGCAAAGCAGUGCAUACUACUUUGAAAGGAACAAAGUCCUUUUAAUUUUCCUUUAGCUUGUCUGAGAUACUGAUUUGUAAAUUUUGCAAAUAUUAAAGAGUAAAAUAAGCAGUUUGAACAGAAAAAAAUAGCAUUUUUGUGUAUUUGCACUAUUUAUUUGAUAAUCUUUAAAUAAUAGUAUAUGUGCAUUUUGCAUUUAAGUGAACAGUAUAUAUUUCUAGGAUUAUACCCUUUAGGAAGUAAAAAUUAAAGCAAUUGAAGAUCAUCUUUAAAUAAAACUUACCAAACUAAUACCUAUGUCCACACCUACACUAUUUAAACUUAUGUAAAAAUCAAAGUAAUCAAGUAAAAUUUAAAGUAAAGUACAGAAAUGUAACCCCUCAAUGUCAUUUUUUAAGUUCCACUUCAUUUUAUUGAAGCUGAAGUCAGAGUGAGGCAGUGUACAGACAGUACUGUUUACAGGAAUCUCACACAACAUAGCAGCAUUGAGAUCACUGCAUCUGUGUCCUUCCUGCUCUGGAUGCAGGUGGAAGGACAGCAGCAGGAACUCAGUGAUGUAAAUGCAGGCAUUUACUAACCUGUGGACAGGAGUUUCUGAGGCUCCCCUUUUUACAACAUAACUGUUCAUCUUCCUCUUGUUUGGGCUUCAUCACUAGUGAUUUUAUCAAACUCUAAAAGAUGCUGUUUGCUUAUAUGGUACAUGGAUACCAAGUGUCUAAAUCUAAGCCGUAUCCAUCUAAUUAAUAAACUAAACAUUUGUGUUCACUUGCUGUGGUACCUGAUAGAAAGCCAACACUCUCAAUGCCAGCCAUUCAGUUAUUCCUGUAACAGUCUAAGCUUUGCACACAAAAGGAAAUCAGAAAGUCCUGUGUAAAUGAAUGGCAUUGUGGCCUAAUUAAUUUUAAAUCAGCAAUCAGCUAAGGCAACAAAAAGUCAGUAGUUAGUUUAGCACACACAAGUGUUCUCUUGGAGUUCCCACCUCCAGUCAAAACAAGUCACAGCUACACUUUUCUCACUGGCCCUACUACAGACUUGGAAAAUUCAGAGUUAAGCCUAUAUGAAGAGGACAUAGACUCAUUUUUUACUCAUGAGUUUACUCAUGCUGAUGUUUCUUAGGAUUUAAGUAAGAAGUGGAAGGAAAGAAAACCGGUCUUACCAAAUGUUCCUGUUUCCUAGGGAGCUCAUUUUAGGUCUUCUUUAUGUGACUUAGAAGUUCAUCCUUUUCCAUUUGGUAACCACUUUUCUUCCACUGUUCCCGCAACUGCUGCAACAAGGCUCCGAUUUCCUUCCCUGAAGAAAUGCCCACUUUCCUGAUGUCAUGUCCACUCACAGGGAAGGGCGGGACAGACCACUGCUGCAUCUCCUUGAGCAGACCAUGUUCUCCUUGGUACUUGAGCAACUCACACACACGGGCAGGUGCGUCUGGUUCCCUUGACUAAGUGACAGAGUUUUUCACAUAUUAAACACUCACAAUUUCAUUCUACCACUUAAAUAUUUAUAUAAAGUCUACAGUUUGAAAAAUUGCUUUUCCAGUUAGUGAGCUAUUUUUCUGACCAAACCUAAUACAUACUUACAUCUAUAACGAAGUCUUGAUAUGGUUUCAAUGGUUCUGAACUAUCUGUUGCUUUAAUCAAGUCUUUCCUGUUUUUAACUAGAAAUAAACCCAAGUUUUUCUCUUCUUUUGAAAUUUUCAAUCUCAAAUCCAGUUUUGUGACAUCAUCUUGUACUUUGAAUAAAGAGGCCAAAAGAGU
Molecule: messenger RNA, 3474 nt
Organism: Onychomys torridus (southern grasshopper mouse)
Lineage: Eukaryota; Metazoa; Chordata; Mammalia; Rodentia; Cricetidae
Gene: Crbn
Product: cereblon
Exons: 11
Coding region: 50-1387 (445 amino acids)
Biological process (GO): protein ubiquitination
Cellular component (GO): Cul4A-RING E3 ubiquitin ligase complex
Source: RefSeq, a predicted model, not a curated record